Messenger RNA from Perkinsus marinus ATCC 50983, 525 nucleotides. RefSeq lists its product as hypothetical. Bases 1 to 525 code for a protein of 174 amino acids. The record is from RefSeq and is a predicted model, not a curated record. NCBI's taxonomy places the organism in Eukaryota, Perkinsozoa, Perkinsida, Perkinsidae. The transcript has 5 exons.
AUGGCAUCCCCAGUGUUGCUCCCUCGUGGGCCUCAACCUACAGAACGUCCCGAGCGGGUCCAUCCGCGGUUCGGUCUAUGCCUCAUCAUAAUCAUCCAGACGGAGGCACUCCCCUUGGCUGAGCAAUAUCCUCCAACUCAGUAUUCUACUACAGAGAUGGUCUUGGCGGAAUUUGGUCCGAGGUAUGCUGAUCUGAGUAAGCGAGAGCUUUUGAGGAUCAUCAGGCGUCACGCUCCUGAUGCCUUCCUCGAGGAGUACAAUCUUAAGGGGCAGAUCUACAAUGCUAUCAAGUCACGAUCCCAUACCCAGUUCGUACAACUUGCUGAACAGUUGAUGAAGAAUUAUAUAGUCUAUUGUGGUUUCCAGAACGGAGCUAGUUCACCGACUGAUCCGCAGGUUGCCGCUACUUCCGCUUCAAUUGUUGCUAAGAUGGGCGACUCUGCUGGAGGUUCAGGAGUAGCUGCCCAGGCUGCAAGAGGAAGCGAGGCUAGAGGCGAUGGGCUUACUACACAGAUACGUACGUAG